Molecule: messenger RNA, 5370 nt
Organism: Metarhizium brunneum ARSEF 3297
Lineage: Eukaryota; Fungi; Ascomycota; Sordariomycetes; Hypocreales; Clavicipitaceae
Gene: vrtA
Product: Non-reducing polyketide synthase vrtA
Biological process (GO): secondary metabolite biosynthetic process; fatty acid biosynthetic process
Molecular function (GO): phosphopantetheine binding; fatty acid synthase activity; 3-oxoacyl-[acyl-carrier-protein] synthase activity
Source: RefSeq, a predicted model, not a curated record
AUGGCGGACGUCUCCCAACCAAGGCUCGUUUACUUUGGCAACGAGUUCCCCAACGACGACCUGAAUGAAUUAUUCCGCAAACUCCUCCAGCACAGCAAAGAUCGACGGUUCCGCUCGCUCUCUGCGUUUCUGGACGAGGCCACUCUUGUCCUCCAGGAGGAAAUUGCAAAACUCCCCCACAAUGUUCGAAGCCAGGUACCUCACUUUGACAACAUUGUAACACUCUCAGAAAAUGGAUACCUUCGGGAACUCGGACUCGGGGCCGCCAUGGAAAGCGCGUUGCUAAUUGUCCUUCAACUCGCCCUGUUCAUCGGACACUACGAAGCAAAGGACGCAGAACUCAAUCUGCACAAGGACCACACUGCCCUGGCCGGUCUCAGCGUCGGCCUCUUCUCCGGCGCGGCCGUGGCACUCUCUACUUCUCUCGCCGAGGUGGUCAAGAACGGAGCCGAAUGCCUGAGAGUCUCCUUCCGGCUCGGCGUCCACGUCGCCGACUUCAGCAGCAAGCUGGAAGCGCCUCAGCCAGACGGCAUCCUCGAGAGCUGGGCACACGUCAUCACAGGCACGUCCGAAGAGUCCGCCAGCGAGGAGCUAGCGCGAAUCAACAAGGAGCUUGGGAAUCCCGAAAUCGCAAAAGUCUUCAUCAGCGCCGCCGACAAAGCAUCCGUCAGUCUGAGCGGACCGCCGUCCCGGAUCAAGGCUGCCUUCCAGCACUCGAGCAGUUUGCGAUACGCCAAGUCCCUACCUCUGCCUGUUUACGACGGGCUCUGCCACGCCAAGCAUCUCUAUGCACAGGAGGAUAUUGAUGCCGUCAUUGACGGGGCGAACUCCCUCGUUGCGCCGUCGCGGACGCUGCAGAUUCCACUGAUCUCGUCCAAGACGGGGAAGCCGUUUUUGGCCACGACGGCUGGUGAGUUGUUGCCAGAGAUUGCGGCCGAGCUGAUCACUGGAACGAUUUAUCUGGACAAUGUGACCGAGGGCAUAGUCCGCCAUGCCGGGUCCGUUUCCGGCGCUGAAGAGCUGCGGAUCGACACGUUCCGCACCUCGAUAGUCUUCAAGGGGAUUCUGGAGACGCUUGAAAGUAGCUUCCCCGGCAGGGAAAUGGUCAAGAAUGACAUGGUCAGCUGGGUUCAUCGAGACUUUGGCACUCGCCAGGCGAGCAAUGCCGGGAAUGCCAAGCUUGCCAUCGUCGGCAUGGCGUGCCGUAUGCCUGGCGGAGGGAAUGACCUUGAGCAGUUUUGGGAAUUGCUCGAGCAGGGCCGUGACGUCCACACGACGGUUCCUCCGGAUCGAUUCGAUCUGGAGACUCAUUACGAUCCCUCUGGCAAUACCGAGAACGCGGCGACUACCCCCUACGGGAACUUUAUCGACCGCCCUGGCUUUUUCGACGCAGGUUUCUUCACAAUGUCUCCAAGAGAGGCUGAGCAAACAGAUCCCAUGCAACGCCUUGCGCUCACGACAGCCUACGAGGCCAUGGAGAUGGCUGGCCUUGUUCCCGGCCGCACCGCGUCGACUCGCCGUGAACGCAUUGGAACCUUCUAUGGCCAGGCAAGUGACGAUUGGCGGGAGCUGAAUGCCUCGCAGAAUAUCGGCACGUAUGCGGUUCCAGGCGGCGUUCGAGGCUUCACCACCGGCCGUAUAAACUACUUCUUCAAGUUUGCCGGCCCGUCUUUCUGCGUCGAUACAGCCUGUUCCAGUUCAAUGGCUGCAGUUCACCAGGCCUGUAUGGCUCUAUGGGCCGGCGAGACGGAUACCGCCAUUGCCGGAGGCGUAAACAUCAUCACCGACCCGGACAACUAUGCAGGUCUUGGUAACGCCCACUUCUUGUCCAAGACGGGACAGUGUAAAGUCUGGGAUAAGGACGCCGACGGAUACUGCAGAGCUGAGGGUAUCGGAUCUAUUGUGAUCAAGCGGCUAGAGGAUGCCGAGGCGGAUAAUGAUAACAUCUUGGCUGUUGUGCUAUCUGCUGCGACAAAUCACUGUGCAGAUGCCAUCUCAAUAACUCACCCACACGCAGGACACCAGAAGGAUAACUAUCGACGAACUCUCCAGAAAGCUGGGGUCAACCCUCUAGAUGUCAGCUUUGUCGAGAUGCACGGCACUGGAACGCAAGCCGGCGAUGCCAUUGAAUCAGAAUCCGUUCUGGACGUAUUCGCCCCUAUAAAGCCUCGCCGCCGUGCAGAUCAGAAGCUCCUUCUCGGGGCUCUGAAAAGUAAUAUUGGCCAUGGCGAAGCCGCUGCCGGUAUUUCCUCACUUAUCAAGGUUCUUCUCAGUUUCCAGAAGAGUGCCAUUCCUCCCCAUGUCGGCAUCAAGACGCAGAUCAAUCCUACGAUACCAAAGGAUCUUGAUCGCAGAAACGCCGGUCUGGCAAUGGAAAUGACCCCGUGGCCUCGUCCCGAGGGGAAGAAGCGCAUCGCCAUGGUAAACUCCUUUGGUGCCCACGGCGGCAAUACGACGCUUCUUCUCGAAGACCCCCCCGAGAGAUAUCGACCUCGCAUCAGCCCCGAGAGUGCAGACGGGCGUGCUCUACACCCGAUUGUCAUUUCAGCCAGAAGCAAGAAGUCGCUGCAGGCCAACCUCCAAAACCUCCUGGACUACCUGGAUAAGAACGCCGACGUAGACCUGGCUGAUUUAUCCUACACCACUUGCGCAAGACGUAUGCAGCACAACCUGCGCGUUGCGACGGCCGUCUCAAGCGUCUCCGGGCUUCAGAAGUUCCUGCGCACUGCCAUCGACAACAAGGCCGGAUCUGAAGCCAAGCCUAUCCCGCCAAACGCACCCUCGGUCGUUCUCACAUUUACCGGCCAGGGUGCUUCUUACAAGGGCAUCCGGCAAGAACUGUUCGACGAGAUGCCGUACUUUCGCGACCAGGUCCUGCAGCUUGACCAGCUCGUCCAGCGUCUUGGGUUCCCAUCCGUUGUCCCUGCCAUCACAGGCAGUGAUGACGACGAGGUCCUGUCCCCCGUCACCAGCCAGCUCAGCAUUGUUGUUUUGGAGAUUUCCCUCGCUCGAUUCUGGGCAUACAUGGGGGUAAAGCCAAGCGCCGUUGUUGGCCACAGCCUCGGUGAAUACGCUGCCCUUGCCGUCGCCGGUGUGCUGUCCGCCGCCGAUGCCCUCUAUCUCGUCGGUCGCCGGGCACAGAUUACCGAGCAGCGCUGCCAUGCUUAUAGCCAUGCGAUGCUGUCGGUCCUGGGGACCCCUGAAGAGAUUGACCGGGUGUUGAAGAGCGGCGCGGAGACGGCAGCCAUCCGAUAUGAAGUCUCCUGCCAGAACACGCACACGGAUACUGUGCUUGGAGCUUCAAAGGUUGACAUUGACACCAUCCGCAGGGUUCUCGAGGCAAAUACUUUCAAGUGCGUGUCUUUGGAGAUUCCGUUUGCCUACCACACGUCUCAGAUGGACGCUGUCGUGGACGAGCUGGAAGUCCUGGCACAGACAAUCCCCUUCAAGGCUCCUAGUAUCCCCGUCCUGUCUACUAUGCUUGGGGCUGUUGUUUUUGAUGGAAAGACGAUUGGCGCUGGCUAUCUUCGACGUCAGACUCGGAGUUGUGUCAAGUUUGCGGCUGCCGUUGAGGCUGCGCGGGAUCUGGGAAUCGUCGAUGACGGUACGAUCUGGAUCGAUGUCGGUCCUCAUCCCGUCUGUGUCGGCUUUGUGAAGAAGAUUAUCCCACAGGCGAGAAUUGGGUCAUCUUGCCGACGGAACGAGGACAAUAUUUCGACCGUCGCCAAGACGCUGGUUACUCUGCACCUCGCUGGCAUUACGCCCAACUGGAACGAAUACUAUAGAGCCAAUGAGAAGGCGUACACUUUGCUCAACCUGCCCAAAUAUUCUUGGAACGAGACAAAUUACUGGAUUCCGUACUAUGGCACGUGGGCUCUCGACAAGGCCCAUCUGAAGUAUGGAGGCAAGCCUGGAAACAAUCGUAUCAAUGGGGCAUCUGUUUCUUCUGGACUUCGAACCUCCACUAUUCACCAGGUUACCCAUGAGGUUAUUGAAGAUACCAGAGCAUCUCUACACGUACUGUCUGACAUUCAGCAUCCAGAGUUCCGUGAAGCUGUAUACGGCCAUACCAUGAAUAAGUGCGGAGUUGCGACAUCAUCCAUCUGGACAGACAUGGCGUUAGCCGUAGGUGAAUACCUCUACAAAAAGCUGCAGCCGCAAGUCAAAGACGUCCACAUGAACGUUUGCAAUCUCGAAGUCCUUCACGCGCAGGUCGCCAGCAAAGCCAAAGGCGCCUACCAGCCCCUGGCCCUCCACGCCGACCUGGACUUGGACAAGCAACACAUGUCCCUUGCGUGGUACAACGUCAACCCAGACACGUCGGAGCGCGAGGCCGAACACUUCGCAACGGCAGCCGUCCUCUUCGAGGAUCCCGCAAGCUGGACCACGGAGUGGAAGCGCACCGCGCACCUGGUUCUCGGACGCAUCGAGGCCCUGCAGCAGCUCGCCAACGAGAACAAGGCCAACCGCGUCUCCAAGCGCAUGGCCUACGCCCUGUUCAAGAAGGUGGUAGACUACGCCGAGCAGUACCGCGGCAUCGACAGCAUGAUUCUGCACGAGUACGAGGCCGUGGCCGACGUGACUCUCGCGAAGGAUCGCCACGGCACCUGGCACACGCCUCCUCACUGGAUCGACAGCGUCUGCCACCUCGCCGGCCUCAUCAUGAACGGCAGCGACGCCUCAAACACCGACGACUACUUCUACGUCACGCCCGGCAGCGACAGUCUCCGGUUCCUGAAGCCCCUCGAGCCAGGGGGCAAGUACAAGAGCUACGUGCGCAUGUUCCCGCUGCCCGUCGACGCGGGAAACAUGCACGCCGGCGACGUGUACAUCCUGCAAGGGGAUGAUAUAGUCGGCGUGUUGAGUCAGAUUCGCUUCCGGCGCGUGCCUCGACUACUGAUGGAUCGCUUCUUCUCUGCGCCCUCUGCGCACAACGGCGAGAUGAUCUCUUCCUCUGCCGCUCGUGUCAAGAGUACACCGGCACCGGUGUCUCCAGAGGCCGUUCGUACGCCCAAGACUGUUGUGGUCGCUGCCGAAAAAGCUGUGGUUCAGGAGUCGGAUGGAGGCGGUCUGACGAGCGCAUCCUCCGGCAGCAGCGAUGCCAGCGCGGAGAUUCACACGCCCCCGGAGGCGGUGGAGGAUACGAGCGUUGUAGGGCAGUGUAUUCAGAUUAUUGCGCGCGAGACCAACUUGGACAUGGGGGAGCUGACGGCCGACGCUACCUUUACUCAACUUGGCGUCGACUCGCUCAUGUCCUUGGUCUUGUCGGAGAAGUUUCGCAACGAGCUUGGAAUUGAUGUCAAGAGCUCGCUGUUUCUGGAGUGCCCGACCAUUGGCGAGGUCAAGGCGUGGAUUGAUCAGAAUUGCUGA